AUGGCAAAAGGCAAUUAUUCAGCAGUGUCUGAGUUUAUCCUCUUGGGACUCACAGACAAUCCAGAGCUUCAAGCCGUUUUCUUUGGUGUAUUUCUAGUAAUCUACGUAGCUAGUGUCACGGGUAAUCUUGGUCUGAUUGUGCUAAUACGUAUCAGUCCUCAGCUUCACACACCCAUGUAUUUUUUUCUCAGCCACCUGGCUUUUGUUGAUUUCUCUUUUACUUCAUCUGUCACCCCAAACACCUUGGGGAAUUUCCUGUGUGAAGUUCAAAGCAUAACAUUUUAUGCAUGUGCCGUUCAGGUGUGCUGCUUCAUCACAUUUGUAGUGUGCGAACAGUAUUUGCUCUCAGUCAUGGCCUAUGAUAGGUACGUGGCCAUCUGCAACCCUUUACUCUAUGUCAUUCUCAUGCCUAAAAAUCUCUGCAAUCGAAUAGUUGCUAGCACAUAUGUUUAUGGAUGCAUCGUGGGUCUGGUACAGACAGUGGCAACAUUCCACUUAUCUUUUUGUGGCUCCAACAGGAUCAACCACUUCUACUGUGAUGAUGUUCCCUUGGUUGCUCUGGCCUGCUCGGACACUCAAGUCAAAGAGCUGCUGCUGUUAACCAUCGCUGGGUUCAAUACCCUUUGCUCUCUACUGAUUGUCAUCAUUUCCUACGGCUUCAUCCUCUUUGCCAUCCUGAGGAUCCGUUCGGCUGAAGGAAGACAGAAAGCCUUUUCCACCUGUGCUUCCCACUUGACCUCCAUCACCAUGUUCUAUGGGACAGUCAUUUUUAUGUAUCUCCUGCCCAAGUCAAGCCAUUCUCUGAACACGGAUAAAUUUGCUUCCGUGUUUUAUGUGGUAGUAAUUCCUAUGUUAAACCCGUUGAUCUAUAGCUUGAGAAAUCAGGAGGUAAAAAAUGCACUGAAGAAAGCCUUGGAAAAAGCUUACAAAACUUUAAAGAUAUUAAAAUUAAGAAAAUAA
Molecule: messenger RNA, 960 nt
Organism: Phacochoerus africanus (Common warthog)
Lineage: Eukaryota; Metazoa; Chordata; Mammalia; Artiodactyla; Suidae
Product: olfactory receptor 5AL1-like
Exons: 2
Coding region: 1-960 (319 amino acids)
Biological process (GO): sensory perception of smell; G protein-coupled receptor signaling pathway
Cellular component (GO): membrane
Molecular function (GO): G protein-coupled receptor activity; odorant binding; olfactory receptor activity
Source: RefSeq, a predicted model, not a curated record